This is a messenger RNA of Scophthalmus maximus (turbot), 3454 nucleotides long. RefSeq names its product pleckstrin homology domain containing, family G (with RhoGef domain) member 6 (gene plekhg6). Bases 122 to 3271 code for a protein of 1049 amino acids. NCBI's taxonomy places the organism in Eukaryota, Metazoa, Chordata, Actinopteri, Pleuronectiformes, Scophthalmidae. Gene Ontology annotation, biological process: Rho protein signal transduction; endothelial cell migration. The transcript is spliced from 15 exons. Gene Ontology annotation, molecular function: guanyl-nucleotide exchange factor activity. Gene Ontology annotation, cellular component: axon; endocytic vesicle; plasma membrane. The record is from RefSeq and is a predicted model, not a curated record.
CGUCGGGCGGGUUGCAGAGGGAAGGGGUGCAGGUGAAAGCGAGAGAGGGAGGGACCUGUCCAGGUAAAGAGAAAGAGGAGGAGAAAGCUAACAGAAACCAAAGAUGACCGUGUGAAACGCAAUGGAUUCAAACUGGCCCAGCUUUUCCUCAAAAGCGCUGCACGUGAACAAUGGUGGGGCAAAUGAAUCAGCAAUGGAAGAAGGGUUGGUGCCCAGGCGAGACAGAGUGGACGGGGAGAGGCAGCGGGACAGUGACGGCAGAGAGACAGAUGUGGUUGAUGGGACGACAGCAGCAGCAGAGAUGUACCAUCACCACAAGGGGUCAGCAGACAAACACAAGUACAAUUCACUGGGAUAUCAGAGGCGGACCAAGCAGAAGGUUGUGACGGACUUUGCCACAGUGAGUAAAGGAACAUCUGCAGUAACCAAACCCAGAGCGGCACUGAGACAGGCCCUGUUCAACCAGGGAGCGUCUGACAAGAACCCAGUGUCUGAGGAGCAGCUGGAUGUGUUAAAGCACGAUCUGGAGGCCUAUUUUGUGCCAGUCAGUCUGAAGUGGACAUGGAACGAGGAAAGUCAAGGAACAACACUCGAGAAGAACUGGACGGAUAUAGUGCACUCUCAUUCAACCAUGUCUAAGAUGCAGAAGCACCAACAGGAAGCACUGUGGGAGUUUGUCCACACUGAACUCACCUACAUCAACAAGCUGAUUAUCAUCAAAGAUUUGGUCAUUGCAGCUCUCAUCAACAUACAGCAGCAUGGAUUUCUCCUGGAGGUGAACCCUGAGCUGCUUUUCUCCAACCUCCCCUCCAUCCUCAAUGCUCACCAGCUGCUCUGGCAGGAGGUGAUUUUUCCCAUGUUACAGGACGUCCGGAGGACGGGCCAGCCCUUUGACCCCAUUUGGUUAGAGGCUGGAUGCCUGCAGUUCCAUGAGCGUUUCCCGUCCUAUCAGCAUUACUGCUGGGAGGAGGAAAACAAUCUUGAGUUCACACGCAGGCAGAUGGAGAGCAACCCUCAUUUCAUCGUGUAUCUUCAGUGGGUGGAGACUCAUCCUCAGUGUGAGCGGAUGCGACUCGGGGACAUGCAGGCCAAACCCCAUCAGAGGAUCACAAAGUACCCUCUGCUGCUUAAAGCUGUGCUCAGAAACACCCAGGACCCUCAUGUACAGCACACACUCAGGGGCAUGUUGUCCAGUGUAAACAGUUUCUUGGAAAGCAUCAAUGACUACCUGAAGCUAAAAGAUGAGGAGCUGGCUCUCUCCAUCUCAGCUCAGAGGGUGGAGGGAUACGAGGUGGAGGGAAUAAGUGACGAAAUUGACAAGCAUGUCCGAGAGAUCUGCCGGUUUGACCUAACAUGCCCCAUCAGAGGAGUCGGCCCUGGGGUGGUACGUAGGCUGCUGCUGGAGGAGAACUUGAAGAUUCGGGACAGGAAAGACAACAAGCUGGAGGUGGUGGCUCUACUUUUCUCCGAUGUGCUUCUAAUGACCAAGGUCCAGAAGAAAGGAGAGCGGCUGAAAGUGGUUCGACCUCCACUGGCCCUGGACAAAACUUCUUGCAUUGCACUGAAAGAUGGCUGUUCGUUUGUUCUUGUGGAGGUAGGUGAACUUCAGAGUGCUAUGAAUGUCUACAUAUUUGCAGCCAGCACCUCAGAGAGCUGCUCCACAUGGGUCUCCGCCAUCCAUCAGGCGAAGGAAACCCUGGCAAACAUGAGAAACAUGGAGAGCAACAGACGACAGCAAUACUGGAAAACCCGGCAGGAGACCAACUCUAUUAAAGAGGCCAAGACGGAUGAUAUGGAGACAAAAGAAGAAAAAUUUGUUGAUCAACUUACUGAGGAACUCAUUAUCCCUCAGUCAAUAAAUGGAAUGUUGGCAUCUAAAGAAACAGAGGGACAUUAUCAAUCUGCAGUUGAAGUCACCACCAACAACACUGGAUUAACAUUAUGGCAGUCCCAGCCCAGCGACAGCAAUUGUGAACAAGGACGUAACAGCUUUGCUGGUCGGCAAAAAGCUGUGAAAGAAUAUGAAUGGAUAGAAAUGGGAGUGAGAGAAGAUCAAGGUGGGAACCACAUAGAGGAAGAAGAGAAAAUAGUUGAGUCUCAGAUGACUAAAGAGCGAAGGGUGACCUUUGACCACAGGGCACAAUCUACCCCUAAUCUGGAUCUUUUUCUUACUGCUGAAGUUCCAUUAAGAUAUAAUACAAAAGGACCACACAAUCUUUUACUAGAUGGACUACCGGAUGUUGACUACCCAACCAAUGAAGAUAACACUUUACCAUGUUCUUACCAAACAGCAAUGUCCAGGGAAGGGCCUGAGUUUAAAGAAAGAGGGAUAUCAACAAGGAGAGAUUCCCAGUCCGUGAACUCAGCCAAGUUACAGAGGAGGAGGCCAAUCAGCAUCCAUCAGGGACCGUUUCCUCAGACUCCCAAGCCGUUCUUCCAAGGCUCAGGAGAAGCUGGGCCUGCUUCAAGCAACUCUUCUCCCAACUCUGAUUUAGACAACAACCUAAAACAUAAGAGGAACUCUGGUCCUUUAGGCCAAAGCUCAGAUUCACACCGGGUGCUCAAACUGGGCUCCCUGAAGCCCAACCAAGGCAUGUUUUGGAACAUGCACGAUCGAACCUCUCCAGAUCCCCAAACAUUGUCUGAGUCUGAGCUGCCCAAUCUCAAGUUCAACAGCAAAAGGCCCAAAAUGAAAACCCAAAGGAGUGCUUCCAUUCCUAACAUUACAUUUGAAGGAGGGCAGGGACUUCAUCUGUACCACAGUAGCCUGUGCACUUUACCCCAAGAGAAAGAUUCACUAUGUCCCACCUCAGGACGUUUUCCUAGCAGACUCCCCUCACCUCUGUACGGCCUUCUGGAGAGAGCCAAAGAGAGAGAAAAGGAGCGAAAUGGGAAAACGGACAAAUUGAGGUCAAGAUAUCCUCCUCCCUCCCCCUCGUUUUCCACCACACCUUCACCACCGCCCAGCGAUGGAGACAGAGAUACAGAGUGGGAGGAGGAGGUGGAGCUGAUGAGACACCGAGCACUCACAGUGAGUAAAGGAUGGAAAGAGCAGCUGGUGGAUGGAGAUGAAGAUGAUAACAGGAACAGUGUUGCCUUUUCAGAAGGGGUAAAUGUGGACUGGCCGGGCUGGUGCUUCGAUGAUGACGAAGUCAUGGACCAUUUACAACCUCGAGACGAAGGGCUUCUGGAAGGCAUCAGUCGGUCUUUGGCCUUAAUGGAUUUUCACCACUUUUCAGAGCAUGAAGAAGGGGAGUGUAGUCAGGUGUAGCUCUGAGUUUGACUGGAUGUUGCAGCUCAUCCCACAGACCUUCACUCUGAAUGUAAGAUCACUGUACAAUCCUGUAAUUAAUGCAUAAUAAUGUGAUAUUUUUACAUACAUACAUGUAUAUCUGGUCAGUGUUUUGUGUAAUAUAAUGAUUUUUUUUUUCAUAAAUGACUAUAUUUAAUUUAU